AUGGAGGUUCCGUUCCAACAAAAGAGAAAAUUGACGCUUUCUGCGUCCUAUGAACCUGCCAAAAGACUUCCAGCGCAUCACCACCAGCAGUCAUGGGAACAGGAAUACUUCGCCGACACAGAGGCCAUUGUCGGGGUGGACAGAAGAUGGACAUCUAAUCUGGAGCAAACAUCGCUACGAUUCCCUACCACUGGGCUGCGCUUUAUUCGAGCUCUCCAUCUGCCUCCGCCUGAGGUGCCCGCUCAAGUAUGGCUUGCUGAAGGGCCCCUCGGUCAAUAUGCCGUCAAAUUGUUCCGACCUUUUACGGAUGACGAAGCAAGAAGUCUGUUGGCACGGCUUCAUUACCCACAGCCAAGCCUCCAGCAAGUCAAGAAUGACUACAGCCCAUUCAUCCAGGAGGCGAAAGCUUACGAGCAGAUACGCCGAUUUUGCCCAGAAUCACAGCGACAUUUGUUCCCGGGCUAUCAUGGUAUCAUCGACAUACCUUGGGGAUCUGGUCGGACUCGCCGUCAAGGGGUUGUGAUGGACCUUCUCCAGCCUGGAAUUGAAAACCGCCGGCUGCAAUCUGCAAGUGUCCCUGAAGAUUUCCGACCACAUCUCACAAUACUGCAACUUGCACUCGCCGACAUGGACUUGUCGGAUGUUGAAGCAAGUUGGUAUCUCAGCGUGUUGAAGGGUCGGCUGAGAAUGGUGACGGCGUUACAUGCGCUUGGUAUCUCUCACGACGACAUCAAAAAUGAUUGCUUUGGACUCCCAGACUGUCUACACGACAUUGCUUUGUACGACUUUAGCUGGUCCUACACUUUCACGCCGGAGCGCCCCUGCCGACUUCUACUACGGACGUUGAGGGUGGCAGUGGAUGUUCAGCGCAAACAUGUUCGGGAGACGGUUUUAGAUCUGGCACAAUCCGCUCGGUUAUUAAAUCACUUCGCGACGCUCUUGAACACUACGGCAGAAAAGGCACGCGACGUGCUACGUGCACGUAUCCCUCGUCAGCUGCUUACAACGGAACUUUCCCUUAUCAGGCUUUCUGUCAUCCUCGAAGAAAAUAAUGCUCCACUCUUUCCUUCGCUCUCCUCGGUCCUACCGUUCCUAGAGCCUGCAGCGUCGGGAAGAACGGCGGAGUGGACUGUGACUGUGGCAAAGCAUCUUGACGACUUUGUGUGUGUGUCCUUCUCUGAGGUAAACGACUGCGCCGUCCCAUCACAGAGCGUCAUACUGGCGUCCCUUGUGUCUUCAAAUGGUGUUGUUAUUGAGCAACUCGGCUUGCUUUGUCCCAACGGCAGCCUGCCUGGCAAAACCACCGUCGCGUUAGUACCUAGUAUCUGGCUCGGAACUCUGGAUACCAGACGGCUUUGCUGGAGCCUCCUCUAUUCGCCUUCAUUCUAUGGAACUCCGAAGACGGUGACCGUUCUGGAUCGGCAACAGCUCGAUGCUGAGAUGAAUCAGGUACAUUGA
Molecule: messenger RNA, 1458 nt
Organism: Fonsecaea erecta
Lineage: Eukaryota; Fungi; Ascomycota; Eurotiomycetes; Chaetothyriales; Herpotrichiellaceae
Exons: 4
Coding region: 1-1458 (485 amino acids)
Source: RefSeq, a predicted model, not a curated record